Acomys russatus (golden spiny mouse) is the source of this 4298-nucleotide messenger RNA. It is a transcript of the gene Sbno2, whose product is annotated as strawberry notch homolog 2. Gene Ontology annotation, cellular component: nucleus. The record is from RefSeq and is a predicted model, not a curated record. Gene Ontology annotation, molecular function: histone binding; chromatin DNA binding. Gene Ontology annotation, biological process: regulation of DNA-templated transcription. Bases 427 to 4254 code for a protein of 1275 amino acids. NCBI's taxonomy places the organism in Eukaryota, Metazoa, Chordata, Mammalia, Rodentia, Muridae. The transcript has 29 exons.
GGAUCCCCGUGGGGGUGCACAGCAUGGAGCCCUGUGCUUUAGCAAUCCCAGGGAAACCAAGGCUGUUUUCUGCCCCCAUGGGGUGCCCCAGAGGAGUGGGGUCAGAGUGGGCCCUGAGCCCAGCAGGGUGCGCCUGCCGUUGUUGACAGCCCUUCUGGGCCGAUCCGCCCCCUACAGUAAUUCUCUGCGCUCUGCCAGUAACUGCCCUGACUUACCAGGCAGGCAUCAUUUCCUGAAACCCAGCCCAGCCUUAGGGGAAGUCGGGAGCCGGUGACUAACCCUCAUGCAAAUGGGGCCGGCGAGAUCGGCCAGCGCUGCCACUCGGAGCCGCUGAGCCUGCGGCCACCGUGGUCAUGAGGCUGACGCUCCCUAGUAGCGCUUCCAGGGGGACAUUGCAGCCGCUUCUCAGCACCCUGCACCCCGACCAUGUCGCAGCUGCGCUUCUGGCUGCAGUUCGCCGCACUCAACAAGGACCCCUCAUGCCUCGAGGACCUCUCCAAUGUCUCCAUCUUCUCCUCGUCUGUGGAUUCCCUGUCAGACAUCCCAGAUACUCCUAACUUCGUGUCAGCUGACAGCCUCAAUGAGGUGCCUACCAUCUGGGAUGUGACCACCCCCUCAGCCUCCCAUGACAAGCUGUUCCUACCUGCUGGGCCGUUCUCAGCUCUUGAAGACCCAGUGACCUCCAGCACCCCUCUUCUCGUCAGCUACCAGUCACACAGCCAGCCUGAGGAGGAGGAAGGGGAAGAGGAGGAGGAGACUGAGGAGUUGGGCCAUGCUGAGACCUAUGCUGACUAUGUCCCAUCCAAGUCCAAGAUCGGGAGGCAGCACCCAGACCGCGUGGUGGAGACCAGUACACUGUCCAGCGUGCCCCCUCCAGACAUCACCUACACCCUGGCCCUACCCACCUCAGACAGUGGGACCCUGUCUGCCCUGCAGCUGGAAGCCAUCACCUAUGCCUGCCAGCAACACGAGGUCCUGCUGCCCAGUGGGCAGCGUGCUGGUUUCCUAAUUGGAGAUGGGGCCGGCGUGGGCAAGGGCCGCACAGUGGCUGGCAUCAUUGUGGAGAACUACCUGCGAGGCCGGAAGAAGGCUCUGUGGUUCAGUGCUUCCAAUGACCUGAAGUAUGACGCGGAGCGCGACCUGAGAGACAUUGAGGCCCCGGGCAUCGCGGUGCAUGCACUGAGCAAGAUAAAGUACGGUGACAACACUACCUCAGAGGGUGUCCUCUUUGCCACCUAUUCUGCCUUGAUUGGAGAAAGCCAGGCGGGUGGGCAGCAUCGCACACGCCUACGCCAGAUUCUGCAGUGGUGCGGAGAGGCCUUCGACGGUGUGAUUGUUUUCGAUGAGUGCCACAAAGCCAAGAAUGCCAGCUCCACCAAGAUGGGCAAGGCCGUGCUGGACCUACAGAGCAAGCUGCCCCAGGCCAGAGUGGUGUAUGCCAGUGCCACAGGUGCCUCUGAGCCUCGCAACAUGAUCUACAUGAGCCGCCUGGGCAUCUGGGGCGACGGCACACCCUUCCGGACCUUCGAGGAGUUCCUUCACGCCAUUGAGAAGAGGGGGGUGGGCGCCAUGGAGCUCGUGGCCAUGGACAUGAAGGUCAGCGGCAUGUACAUCGCACGCCAGCUCAGCUUCGCAGGGGUCACCUUCCGCAUCGAGGAGAUCCCGCUGUCCCCCGCCUUCGAGCAGGUCUAUAAUCGUGCAGCCCGGCUGUGGGCCGAGGCCCUGAGCGUGUUCCAGCAGGCGGCUGACUGGAUCGGCCUGGAGUCUCGCAAGUCCCUGUGGGGUCAGUUCUGGUCGGCGCACCAGCGCUUCUUCAAGUACCUGUGCAUUGCAGCCAAGGUGCAGCGGCUGGUGGAGCUGGCCCAGCUGGAGCUGAGCCGCGACAAGUGCGUGGUCAUCGGGCUGCAGUCCACAGGAGAGGCGCGGACCCGCGAGGUGCUGGACGAGAAUGAGGGGCGCCUGGACUGCUUCGUCUCUGCGGCAGAAGGAGUCUUCCUGUCCCUGAUUCAGAAGCACUUCCCUUCCACCAGGAGGAGGCGUGACCGCGACCGGGGCGGAGGGAAGAGGAAACGGCGGCCUCGGGGCCGCAGCACCAAGGCUCCGAGACUGGCCCUGGAGGCUGCAGGAGUUAUCCACAUCAGCGAUGGCAGCAGCACAGAGUCCGACGCUGGCCUGGAGAGUGACUUCAACUCAUCCCCAGAGUCCCUAGUGGAUGACGAUGUGGUCAUCGUGGACGCCCCCACGUUCCCCACAGACGACCGAGGUCCCCUGUACCCUCUUCAGAGAGACCUGCAGGGUCCUGGUGUGCUGGAGCGUGUGGAGCGGCUGAAGCAGGGCCUGCUGGCUAAGGUGCGCGCGCUGGGCCGUGAGCUGCCCGUCAACACAUUGGACCAGCUCAUCCACCAGCUUGGGGGCCCUGAGUGUGUGGCCGAGAUGACCGGCAGGAAAGGCCGCGUGGUUUCCAGGCCAGACGGGUCAGUGGUCUUUGAAUCCAGAGCAGAGCAGGGCCUGUCCAUUGACCACGUGAACCUCAGGGAGAAACAGCGCUUCAUGAGCGGCGAGAAGCUCGUGGCUAUCAUCUCUGAGGCUUCCAGCUCCGGUGUCUCCCUCCAAGCCGACCGUCGGGUCCAGAACCAGCGGCGCCGGGUACACAUGACCCUGGAGCUGCCGUGGAGCGCAGACCGGGCCAUUCAGCAGUUUGGCCGUACCCAUAGGUCCAACCAGGUCUCAGCGCCCGAGUAUGUCUUCCUCAUCUCCGAGCUGGCAGGGGAGCGCAGGUUCGCCUCCAUUGUGGCCAAGCGGCUGGAGAGCCUGGGUGCCCUGACCCAUGGAGAUCGCCGCGCCACCGAGUCCAGAGACCUGAGCAAGUACAACUUCGAGAACAAAUACGGUGCCCGCGCGCUCAGCCGCGUCCUCGCUACGAUCCUGGGCCAGACGGACAACAGGGUGCCCCUGCCCCAGGGCUACCCGGGAGGGGAUGCCGCCUUCUUUCGUGACAUGAAGCAGGGGCUGCUGUCAGUGGGUAUCGGUGGCCGGGAGUCCCGCACCGGCGGCUUGGAUGUGGAGAAGGACUGCUCCAUCACCAAGUUCCUGAACCGCAUCCUUGGGCUGGAGGUGCACAAGCAGAACGCGCUGUUCCAGUACUUCUCUGACACCUUUGACCACCUCAUCGAGAUAGACAAGAAGGAGGGCAGAUACGACAUGGGCAUCCUGGACCUGGCCCCCGGCGUCAACGAGAUCCAUGAAGAAAGCCAGAAGGUGUUCCAGGCCCCUGGGCACCCCCAGGAUGGGCAGGUGGUCUUCUACAAGAUCAGCGUGGACCGCGGUAUGAAGUGGGAGGACGCAUUCGCCCGGUCACUGGAGCUCAAAGGUCCCUAUGAUGGCUUCUACCUCUCCUACAAGGUACGAGGCAGCAAGAUGAGCUGCCUUCUAGCCGAGCAGAAUCGCGGCGAGUAUUUCACCGUGUACAAGCCGAACAUCGGCCGCCAGAGCCAGCUGGAGACCCUGGACAGCCUGUGCCGCAAGUUCCACCGGGUCACCGCGGAGGAGGCCCGGGAGCCCUGGGAGAGCAGCUAUGCCCUGUCUCUGGAGCACUGCAGCCACACCACCUGGAACCAGCGCUGCCGACUGGCACAGGAGGGCAAGGGCUGCUCCCAGGGCCUGCGCCUCCGCCACCACUACAUGCUGUGCGGGGCGCUGCUGCGCGUGUGGGGCCGCAUCGCCGCCGUCAUGGCGGAUGUCAGCAGCAGCAGCUACCUACAGAUCGUGCGCCUCAAGACCAAGGACAAGAAGAAGCAAGUGGGCAUCAAGGUCCCCGAGGGCUGCGUGCACCGCGUGCUGCAGGAGCUGCAGCAGAUGGAUGCCGAGGUGAAGCGCCGCAGCACCCAGGGGCUGGCCGCGCGCUCACCCACCCCACGAGCCGUCACGCUUCCCUGCGGGCCCGGUGAGGUGCUGGACUUGACUUACAGCCCCCCAGCCGAGGCCUUCCCACCGCCUCCACGCUUCGCCUUUCCUUCGCUGCCGCCCCCAGACCCCAGCUCUCUGAUGCUGGGUGCCAGGGACCCCGCUACCACCAACCCCUUGGAGCUGGCACACCAAGGCUGCGACAUUAACUUCAGGGAAGUGUUGGAGGACAUGCUCCGCUCUCUGCGCGUGGGGCCCACUGAGACCCCCGCGCCUCUGGUGGGCGUGAGUGGCGGGGCCACUGAGAGGCAGAGCGUCAUCCACUUCAGCCCGCCCUUCCCCAACUCCUAAGCCGCCACUGCGGACCCUGCAUUCCAACUGUCCUGGUUGGCGAG